AUGAAAAAGAAAUCAAAGAAUGGUCGACAUGCUCGACGAAAGCAACAUUUACGCAAGAAAUACUAUAAAUCUUGUUCAACAACGAAAGCAAUAUCACACGAACUAAAUGAUCUGUCUGAACUGCAGCACAUGGCAAGUACCAAUGGCAUUAAACCAUUAUUGAUCGGUCAGCAAUCUUCAUUGAAAAAGAAAUAUUAUCCUUCAUAUAUUGAAGUCAAUAUUAAUCCAAUUCUAUUCCUUCAUGAUUAUUCAAUAAUGUCCAAUAAGGAUUUUUCACAAGUAUUGUCAGCAGUAAUUACAGCAGAUGCUGAUAGAGACUAUUUACUUGAAUUAUGUAAGAAUGAAGCAAUAUUUCAUUAUGUUCGUCAAUUGGCACAAUCCAUCAAUAAAUUAAGUUAUUCAAAAUUACAACAUGAACAAUGGACAUAUUACUAUGAUCUUGGUAUGACAGAUGGCAUUUGGAGUGGACUUGUAUCGAAAAAAAUGGCACAGGUUAAUUCAAUGUGUUAUACGUAUGGUCGAGGAAAAGCACUGAUUGAACAGCGCCAAAAAUAUUUUCAAAAACAAAUCGAACAUAAUACUCAUGAGCUGGAUGAAUCUAGAAAGCAAAUACCUACUUCGAUAGAUUCCGAUAAACUCAUUUCUAUAAUCACUGCUUUUAUACAACAAGACCAAUCUAAUUUACGUAUUGAACUGGAUAGACGGAGAGCUAUGCUCAAAUUCGAUGCAAAAGAUCAUCAAUUAGUUGAAGCCUUCUAUCAAUUAAAACCAAGACAAACCGAAGUGCGUCUAUUUAUCUUAGAUACAUUUCAUGCAUUUUCUUUUCAUACUAUUUAG
This is a messenger RNA of Rotaria sp. Silwood1, 837 nucleotides long. The record is from the annotation of a GenBank genome assembly. NCBI's taxonomy places the organism in Eukaryota, Metazoa, Rotifera, Eurotatoria, Philodinida, Philodinidae.